GCAAUAAAGAAAAUGAAGAAGUCCAUACAUAAGUUAGGAAGUCCAAACUUUUGAUUAAUUAUUUGAGAAGUUCAAAAGACAGUACAUUUUACUACUUCUAUCUGAGAGCAAUGAAGUCUAUAAAAUAGAGUCUUCCAGAGUACUACAAAGGUCACGUUCCAGGCGAUAGAUACAAAGGAUGAAGAAAGAACACAAAAAUGAAGAAAUGUUUGAGACUCACAACUACACUAUUAUAAAGGUGGUGCAAGAUGAAGACCUAGAAAAACAGGUUGGAAAUAACAUAUGUUUUGAUCUUGUGGCCCCUGACAAGGUGAAAACUUUCCAUGUUUCAAAGGUUACAACAUUUAAUCAUUUCAAGAAAAAGCUAGCUACUGUGUUUGGCAUACCAGCUCAAUUCCAGCGCUUUUGGGUAUUUGCAUGGCGGCGAAACCAGACCUUUCGUCCGUCUCGGCCAUUGACAUGCAUUGAGGAAUUAGGAUCUAUUGGACAGUUGACAGUUGGAAACCAUGAAAAUUUUGAUUUAGAAAAUGAAGACAAAUUAACAUUUUUUCUGGAAGUGGAGCGUGGGCGGGAUUUAUGUCCCGUUGCACUUCUUAACCUGGAAAAGGAUGAUAUAUUACUUUUCUUCAAGUUGUAUGAUUUUGAAAAAGAGACAUUACGUUAUGUUGGAAGGCUCUUUGUGAAAAGUAGGGGUAAGCCAUCCGACAUUUUAGCAAGAUUAAAUGAAAUGGCUGGUUUUGACUCAGAGCAAGAGAUUGAACUUUAUGAGGAAAUUCGGUUUAAACCAAAUGUAAUGUGUGAACCUGUUGAUAAGAAACUUACAUUUAAAGCAAGCGAGUUAGAAAAUGGUGAUAUUAUAUGCUUUCAGAAAUCUUUGGCUAUGGAUUGUAAGAAACGUUUUCCUUUUCCUGAUGUGACUUCAUACUUGAAAUUUGUGCACAUUUAUGAGAUUCCUUAUUCUUCCUUCAGCCAAAGAAUCGGAAGAUUAAAAAUCAUGGAGGAGCAAAACAAAAUCAUUAUAGCUGAGGAAGCGAAUGUUCACAGAAACACUGCAGCUCAACGGUCAGAAGUGGACAUUGAGACCACUAAAGAUGAAAGUUCCAGCAAAAGAAACAAUUCAGAGUUCAUAGUAGACUCGGAAGAAGUUGAUGCUUUGAUAGAGGAUGAUGUCAUUGAUGUAAUCGACAAAGUUUUAUCAGAAGAAAUCAGCAUUUCACUGCGAUCUCAGCAUUCUGUCCUAGGACUAGAAGCGAGGAAACUGGAUCCAAACCUCCCUCAGCAACUUCUUCAGGAAUUGAGAGAUAUUGCCUUCAAAGACGACUUGGUUGAAAAUCUUAAAAAAGGGUUCACGCGGAAAGUUAACUUCAAUUCCAUCAAGGAGAGAAUUGAUGCCAAUGCAGACGUGUUCUCUUCUUGGCAAUUAGAGCAUGUCAAUGUUAUUGUUAACCUUCUCAAUAAAGUUGUGACAAUGUUUGAUAAACUUGAAAAUUUGAAAAAAGAGCGAAACACAGCUGAAAAGUGCACUGAAGAAGAUAACCAAGAAUUGAAGAGGAAAAGACAGAAAAUACUGGUUUCAAAAGCUUCCUUCACCAACCACCAAACAGAACUCAAAUCUCUAGAUGUUCAAAUUGCUGAUCUUAAAGGGAAACUUGAAAAAUUACAAGGUGACAGGGUUAAAAUGGUUGAGAUGCAAGAUCAAGAGAAAGAUAAGAUCACAUCUUUCAACAAAGAAGUUAAAUCAAUUAUAUAUCGCCUUGCUGAUGAGAAAAUGAAGUUGAAAAGCGUUGAGUGUAAUAUCUUAGAGGCCCAAACUGAAUUAGAAAGUCAUGAGAAGAUGUACAAGACCUUUAGGACAAGUCCUCCAUUUUGAUUUAUGUAUUUGGAUGAUCUUUUUGGCCACAACUUUUUUAGUUUCGAUGCUGCUUUAGCAUGCUAGCCUUCAAUGAUAAAUUUUCACAUUUCUUCUUUUCUCUA
Lathyrus oleraceus (garden pea) is the source of this 1974-nucleotide messenger RNA. Its product is annotated as ubiquitin C-terminal hydrolase 12. NCBI's taxonomy places the organism in Eukaryota, Viridiplantae, Streptophyta, Magnoliopsida, Fabales, Fabaceae. The record is from RefSeq and is a predicted model, not a curated record. The transcript is spliced from 10 exons. The coding region runs from base 179 to 1870 and encodes 563 amino acids.